Molecule: messenger RNA, 957 nt
Organism: Aspergillus vadensis CBS 113365
Lineage: Eukaryota; Fungi; Ascomycota; Eurotiomycetes; Eurotiales; Aspergillaceae
Exons: 2
Coding region: 219-725 (168 amino acids)
Source: RefSeq, a predicted model, not a curated record
UGUGCUGCCAUGAGCUUACGCCUCGGAAAAUGUCGGACGCAGUCUGGCAAAAAAUGACACAGAUGUCUAAGGCUGUGUCAUAUUUGUAGCAAGCAAUCUAUUAUAAAUACGUGCUUCUCUCCUACUAUAUCUCUAUCAUCACCAGCAACCACACAGUCAAGGAGCAAAGAAAACAUUUAGUAAACAACUACAUAAAGCAUCAAAACCAUUCAAAAAAAAUGAAGACCCAAAUCCUGGCUAUUUUGAGCGUUCUGUUCGCUCUGGCUCCCGCCGUAACCACCACGUCCAAUAGCACUCAGAAUGUGACCGACAUCAUCAACCACAUCCCCCAGUCGCCCAACGGAGUCCUGUUUCUCGGCAACGACGGCGUUUUGAGAUCCGUCGACGCAGCCAACCGGGUGGUCUCCUACCAGCAACUGAGCCCGCAGCAAAUCAGCCAGUACAUCCAAAAUCUGCCACAGCGGGAUGCAGCCCGUCUUCAACGCGUGUUCCAGGGCGUUGACGGCCGCAAAGUUACGGACCUUGACCAGCUGCUCAACCCUGAUUCUGACCAGCUACCGUCCAGGGCGCCCAGCAGCGUGUCCCAGUCACUGCCCACGGGCACCCAAAUGGCAAGCCAGGAUAUGUGCAGAACUGUCGAUUGCACCUCGCAGAACACCUGUCGCCAGAAUGGAUGCAAUAGCUGUCUUCAGGCAUACCAGAUGUCCAAUGGCUACUGCCAUUAGCUAAUUGUUGAGACUGUGGCGUGAGAGUGAUUGUCUUGCCUACAGGUCUUCAAAUGGGUCCUGUUUCGCUUGUUUGCUUGCUUGUUUGUUUGUUUGUAUGCGGGCUUGUAGUGCCUCUUGUCAGUGUUUGUCUGGGUUUGGCCGACACCCGGGUGAUGGCAGUCAGUCUGCGCAAAAAAUUGUGUUUUGAUUCUUUUGUGUCUAGUCUGUCCUUAAUUCAGCUUAUCGAAAC